This is a messenger RNA of Megalops cyprinoides (Indo-Pacific tarpon), 1084 nucleotides long. It is a transcript of the gene mffa, whose product is annotated as mitochondrial fission factor a. Lineage: Eukaryota; Metazoa; Chordata; Actinopteri; Elopiformes; Megalopidae. The record is from RefSeq and is a predicted model, not a curated record. Gene Ontology annotation, biological process: positive regulation of mitochondrial fission. Gene Ontology annotation, cellular component: peroxisome; mitochondrial outer membrane. The transcript is spliced from 8 exons. Bases 186 to 1058 code for a protein of 290 amino acids.
UCGUUGUAUGCCGCUCCUGCGGUGUCAGUGGCAUUGGCACCGGCUUCCGUGUAGCAGACGUCUACAAUCCAUGGCUAAUAGCCAGUGUACCUAGCUAUCCAGCCGGUAAUUGCUUUCAGAAUAAGGAUACUUUCACCGGAUUGUCUGAAAGGAACCGGAACAACAGGGCGGUGUUCCCUUCUUCCAUGGAAGAAAUGGCAGAAGUCAGCCGCAUCCAUUAUGAGAUUGAGUACACAGAGGGUAUCAGCCAGCGGAUGCGCAUUCCUGACAAACUCCAUGUGGCCCCUUCUGCUUCUGGGGACCAUGAGGGAGCGUGUCUGGAGGCCCCCCACCAUGUCCUGAUGCAGGUGCCAGAACGGAUUGUGGUGGCAGAGGACAGCGAGGCCUCCCAGUACCCCAGAUCCAGAGACCUGGACUUCAUUCAGGCCACACCCCUGGAGUCGCUGGCGCUAAAGACACCCCCACGGGUCCUCACCCUCAGUGACCAGCCGCUGGACUUCCUGGAGCUGGAACGCCCCGUGAGGCCAGCUCAGCCCAGUGAAGAGGUGCACUCCCAGGUGCGAGUACGGAGAGAACGCUCAGUGAGUGAAAACACUGCAGUCCGUCAGAAUGGGCAGCUGACCAGGAAUGACUCAAUUGUGACCCCACCCCCCCGGGCCCCUCUCCGUACCACUCCGUACCAGGGCAGACGGACCCCUUACGGCACACAUGGGGGUGUAAUGUCCCUGAUCCAGUCCACCACGCGCCGCGCCUACCAGCAGGUCCUGGAGGUGCUGGAUGAGAACUGCUGCAGCAAGCCAGUGCUUCGAGGGGGGUCGUCCAACCCUCCCCACGACCCCAGGUUUGGUCUCUCAGCUCUGGACACUACUUUAGAUGGAGCCCCUGAUGACAUGGCCGCUGUAGAUGCAACAACACUACGGCGACAGAUCAUCAAACUGAACCGCCGGCUGCAGUUGCUGGAGGAGGAGAAUAAGGAACGCACCAAGCGCGAGAUGAUCAUGUACUCCAUCACCGUGGCCUUCUGGAUCAUCAACAGCUGGAUCUGGUUCCGCCGCUAGAGCCACCCAGUGGGUCCACCGGGAGG